Molecule: messenger RNA, 1164 nt
Organism: Temnothorax curvispinosus
Lineage: Eukaryota; Metazoa; Arthropoda; Insecta; Hymenoptera; Formicidae
Exons: 3
Coding region: 1-1164 (387 amino acids)
Source: RefSeq, a predicted model, not a curated record
AUGACGGAACCCGCAAAGGCGGGUACGGGCGGUGCGGAGACCACGACGCCGCUGCUCGAGUCCUCGCGUGACACUCAGCGGCUGCCGGACAUCAACAUCCCGUCGUUCAAGGGCAAUUACGCUGCAUGGCUCACGUCUCGCGACCUAUUCAAGGCCGUUAUCUACGACAACCGACGCCUCACCGACGUGGAAAACUUUCAUUAUCUGCGACUCUCACUUGAAGGCACACCCGCUCAGCUCAUCUCCGGACACAACGUCCACUCAUGUUCAGAACUUACCUUUGUUUCAGAAUCUCUCGUUCGCCAGCUCAACAUCACUCGUUAUCAUUCCGUCAUUCUCAUCCCUGGAAUUGGUGGCGGAAAGGCGACGCAAACUCGAGGAGUUGCAUUGCUUAAGCUCCGCUCACUUCACUCAAGAUCAGACGUCAUUAUUCAAGCUCACGUUCAGCAGGCGUCAGCGAACAUCCUGCCAUCCUUCAACACUGCACCACAGGAUUGGCCGCAUCUCACCCAGUUAACAUUGGCCGAUCCAGAUGUCCUUACACUACAGCCAGUGGAUAUUAUCAUUGGAGCUGACUCAUAUGGACAGAUCAUUAAGCCCAACAUCAUCAAACAAGAUCCAUUGAUGCCAAUUGUUCAACUCUCAAUUUUCGGAUGGCUCGUUCUCGGGCCGGUCGACACAUCAUCACCGGCAUCUGUUGCAGUGAAUCAUGCAUCAAUUCAGGAGAGAGAAGAUGCUCUCGACGAGCUAUUGUCGAAAUUUUGGACACAAAAAGAAGUGCCUGCGAGUACCAAUCAUGAUCUCACUCCUGACGACCAAAGAUGUGAAGAAUACUUCAAGACCACUGUUUCGCAGGACUCAACCGGUCGAUACACGGUUCGGAUUCCAUUAAAAUCAUCACCUGAUACUCUUGGUGAUUCUUAUCUCACUGCGCAUCGAUGCUUGAAAAGUUUACUAAGAAGACUCUCCCGAGAUGACAACUAUCGACGUUUGUAUAAUCAGUUUAUGACAGAAUAUCGAGAGCUCAAUCACAUGAAGAAGGCUUCACCCGUUUCCAGUCAGCAUAUACAAAAUUACUUGCCACAUCAUGGAGUGCUCAAACCAGACAGUGCAACCACAACAUUACGGGCCGUAUUCAUAGUCGAAUCUCAAAUUUGCUCUUAA